UCUAACUUGACUAACUGCACUUAGUCAAGUUCUGCACUUAAUUCCAAAUUGUGUAAGUGCGCGGAAGUGACGCAAGACGCUCACAAGACUACACCAUUGGAUUGGCCGUGGAACGAGAAAGAGAGAGAGCGAGAGAGAGAGAGAGAGCGAGCAGUUGUACAUCUCUGAGGGAUUCAUCGGAGCUAAACGAUAAGAAGCAAGACGAGCCGAACCUGAGUCCAGACCACAUUCAUCAAAGCCUGUGAGAUGCUCAGCAACCACCUGAGAGGUGAUUUUCAGCAUUCAGACAAACCAGUGUGCUAAGACGCGCCCGUCUCAUCAUCAGUGGGUAGCCCAUGCACAUGCAUGACACCAUGGGUAGCUCCCCUGAAGUGCUCUCGUGGACUUCCUGCCCCAGUCUGCUGGUAGGCAAGCUGAAGGAGGAGCUCAAACUCACUGUGGUUGGGGAUGCCAUGAAGAAAUCAAAUUCGCCCAACUCCCAACCUCAGCCUCCUCAGGCUCCUCCUUCCAACUUACCUCCUCAGAUUAUCACAGACCUGGCCCCGCCAACGCACCUGCCCGUUCCCCUGCAAACACUGCAGACGCCUGGCCAGGACGAGGACUCAGUGCUGGGGGGAAUAAGUCCCCCAAACACAGCCUUGAGCGUGGACUCAACACGGAGUGAGGGUGGGCACUUUGACAACAGCGUGCUUCAGCUGCAGGAGCAGGAGCAUGAUGAAGCCGGAUCACCGGCCUCCUGUGAGCAUGGCGGGUGUGGCAGUGGGAUGGAGGAGCAGAUGGGAGAAGGAGACUGUCCCAUGGACCACAGUGGAGAGGGGAAACAGGGCCACCCCCAUCACCCUGAUGACAUUAAGCUGCACUUCCACAGAGCAGGGCCUGGGUCAGGUGGUUUUUUAGAGGGGCUGUUUGGCUGUCUUCGGCCUGUGUGGAACAUCAUUGGGAAGACAUACUCGACAGAAUACAAGCUACAACAGCAAGACAUGUGGGAGGUCCCAUUUGAAGAGAUUUCGGAGUUGCAGUGGCUGGGCAGCGGUGCACAAGGAGCCGUCUUCUUGGGCAAGUUUCGCUCUGAAGAGGUGGCCAUCAAGAAGGUGCGCGAGCAGAAGGAGACAGACAUUAAACACCUGCGAAAACUCAAGCAUCCAAAUAUCAUUAGCUUCAAGGGUGUGUGCACUCAGGCACCUUGUUACUGCAUCAUCAUGGAGUACUGUGCUCAGGGCCAGCUGUAUGAGGUGUUGAGGGCGGGGAGGAAAGUGACCCCCCGGAUGCUGGUGGAUUGGGCCUCAGGCAUCGCCAGCGGCAUGAACUACCUACACCUGCACAAGAUCAUCCACAGAGAUCUCAAGUCUCCUAAUGUUUUGGUCACCCACAACGACACUGUGAAAAUCUCUGACUUUGGAACAUCCAAAGAGCUCAGUGACAAAAGUACAAAGAUGUCAUUUGCUGGUACGGUGGCCUGGAUGGCCCCAGAAGUGAUAAGAAACGAGCCUGUGUCUGAAAAAGUAGACAUCUGGUCAUUUGGAGUUGUGUUAUGGGAACUGCUGACUGGAGAGAUUCCCUACAAAGAUGUGGACUCCUCUGCCAUCAUUUGGGGUGUUGGCAGCAACAGCCUUCACCUUCCCGUCCCCUCCACCUGCCCGGAUGGCUUCAAAAUCCUAAUGAAACAAACAUGGCAAGGAAAGCCCAGGAACAGGCCUUCAUUUCGUCAGAUCCUCCUACACCUUGACAUUGCAGCUGCUGAUGUCUUAGGAGCUCCACAAGAGACCUACUUCAAGUCUCAGUCAGAAUGGAGGGAGGAAGUGAAGAAACAUUUUGAGAAGAUCAAAAGUGAAGGCACCUGUAUCCACAGGCUGGACGAAGAGCUGAUCCGACGCAGACGGGAUGAACUCAGGCACGCUCUGGAUAUCCGGGAGCACUAUGAGAGGAAACUGGAGAGGGCCAACAACCUCUACAUGGAGCUCAGUGCCAUUAUGCUGCAGCUGGAGGUCCGAGAGAAGGAGCUCAUGAAGAGAGAGCAGGCGGUGGAGAAGAAAUACCCCGGGACCUACAAACGCCACCUGGUCAGACCCAUUGUCAGGUCCAACGCUGUAGAGAAGCUCAUCAAGAAGAAAGGAAGCAUUUCCCACAAACCUGGGAUGCCCCCCACUAAAAGGCCAGACUUACUUCGUUCUGAUGGGAUCCCUAGUGUCGACCCUCUCCCCUCCCCCUCGCCAUUAUCAGCCAGCCCGAAGGUGUCCACACCUCCUGGCAAAGCCCGGUACCGAAGCAAGCCUCGUCACCGCCGCGCCAACAGUAAAGGAAGCCACAGUGAAUUCCCUGGGCUGUUGAAGCCUGUUGCCGGGGCCCCAGAAGACACCCAGUCUCUUCAGGAGCAGCAGUUCCACCAUCACCAUCACCACCACCACCCACCAACCGAGGCGCCCUUCCUCCCCUUGAAGGGCCGCGAGGAGGCCGUUGUCAACUGUGCCAACAACCUCCGCUACUUUGGCCCUGCAGCUGCUCUCCGUAGCCCUCAGACAGACCAUCUGCAGCGCAGAGUGUCUGGCUCCAGCCCUGACCUCAUUUCCACGGCUGUAGAUGCUGACACUCGACAGCGAACUUCAUCCACCAGCUCUAACCCCGUCCCGGGUGCUGGUGCCGGUUCUUUGUGUCCCUGCUGCCAGGCCCAUCCCUUCCCUGGCUGUCUACACUGUCAGGAGACCCCUCCUGCAUUGAACCACCCAGAGUUGCCCCAGUACUCACUGCUUAACACCCAAGAGGGCACCCCAUCUUCUUUAGGGGCCCCUGGCAAAGAUCCAGCCUCAGAUGGAGAGGCCACAAAGAAGGCUGAGCAGCAGGAACAAGAGACAUGCCAACACACUCACGCCCUGCCCAGUGCACUGCCCCGCACUCUCAGACCUCUCAGGAAGGGUGGCGAUGAGUCAUCUGAAGAGGAAGAGGGAGAAGUUGAUAGUGAAGUGGAGUUUCCAAGGAGACAGAGGCCUCAUCGCUGCAUGAGCAGCUUCCAGUCCUACUCCACCUUCAGCUCAGAGAACCUGUCGGUGUCUGAUGGAGAGGAGGGAAACACCAGCGACCACUCCCACAGUGGGCCUCUGGAGAGGCUGAGCGCCAGUCAAGAGGAGCACCUGGAUGAGCUGCUGUCGCACACACCAGACAUCCCCAUCGACAUCUCCACCCAGUCAGACGGCCUCUCUGACAAGGAGUGUGCUGUCCGCAGGGUGAAGACCCAGAUCUCACUGGGAAAACUGUGCUCUGAUGAACACAGCUACGAGAAUCCACUACAGUUUGGGGACUCAGACUGUGAUUCAUCAGACGCAGAGUGCUCCGAUGCCACCAUCAGAAACAACAAAGUUGGGGCUCCUUCCUCAUGGUGAAACCCGCCUUAGGGCUUGGUUCUUUUUUGUUUUUCGCCUGGAGGCCAUCAUGUCCCACUCUGCCCUGCAGAAACUACAGCAAUAAAAGGACAAACAUUGUAAAAAAAUAAAAAAAUAAAAAUAUAGCCUCCCUAUAGCAAAGCCCCAUGCAGUCCCCCCACCCUCCAUAAAACCCAGUUUCCCUCAUUUCUAGCACAGCAUCCAGGCAACCCAUGGCAGGGAUUCCCUUUUGAAUGAUAAUGUACAGUAGAUAGUGUAACAUUCAUAAUUUAUUUUUGUCUGAGAGUUUGAAGGAAAAUUCAGGACCUCUGUAUAUUCUCUGAUACGAACAGAGAAAAAAAAAACAUUUUGAAACUGAGCGUGGGCUGAUUGUGUGUUGGGGAGAGACUGAGAUUGGAUGAAGAUCUGGACGAUGAGAAGAAGGAUGUGUUGGGGUGCUGAUGCAUCAGAAGCUGACAGCCAGCAGUGUGGAGUUACAUCACUGCUCAGGUGACUGAGGCAGACAAGGAUUUGAUCUUGCUACGGUUGCUCUCAGCAUCUUACUGCUUUAGACCAAAAUCCCCAACCAUUAAGAACUUCUCUUACUAAAGUAAGACCGACCUGCUUUAUCUUGAGUUUACAGUGCAGAGCCCCAGUUAAAUCACCUCCCCUAUUUUCAACCCGUCCCCACCCAGAUGAGUGGGGAACGGGGAUCUCAUGAAAACCCUGUGAACACCAGCAUGAACAACCUGCCUCACAAGCAGACACCCUCCCUCCCUGGAAAACCGCCACACGUGUUUAGUCAUCAGGAUCCCCGCUCAACUGUCCUAGCAUGCCUGUGCAGCUCGCAAAUUGCAAAAGCUGCCAGAAGACUGCAUGAAGUGGGCCAGCUAGCAGAGCAACAGGGCUGAAGACUCAGCUGACGGCUAAGGAAAAGACAAAACAAAACAAAACAAAAAAAAGAGACUCCUCCUCUGUGACCCAGCUUAUCCUUCUCCAAGACACGCCAAUGUCAUCGUCAUCGUCAAUCAGAUGUCAUGACCAGAGUUGUUGAGGGCGUUAUCUCUGUGUGUGUUUGUGUGUGUGUGAAAGAGAGAGAGAGAGUGUGUGUGUGAAUACAAAACCCUUUUCUCUCCGUUACACAUCACAGUUUCAAGUCUCAUCUCAGGAUUGUUUGAGGACUGUAAGAAACUGAAUUGGACCAAUUACUGGAUGUAGAAGUCUUCUGUGAGUGGCACAUAUUAUGGACCAUGCAGGAAUAAUUUAAAACGGUCCUGCAGUUAGCCUUGAUGUUCAACCUGUAAUUGCUGUAACAGACAUUGAUGUUAAUGUAGAGUUGUAGAGCGGUUGUAGUUGCAGUCCAGGUGCAGUAUCCCAUUUCUUGAAAUCAGUAGGUGCAACAUCUCCCAUUUACCAUUUUCUAGCAGGGUAAUUCAUAUACAAACUAUAAAAGGCAGUGUCCAAAAAUGCUUAUUGUUUGAUUGUGCUGUAGUGGAUAAAACAGCAAUAAUGUAGGUUGGCACUCAGGUGAGAAUGAAGUUGCUUGCUCAGGAUCCGGGGCGUCUAGCUGGCUAGACACAAUACAGUGACUGGUGGCUAGAGGAGAGCAGCAAGUGUCAAACAGCUUAUUAUAGAUGCUGUAUUUUUAAAUUGUCCCAUUUUUGUGAAAUUGCCUUUCCAGAUAUUGAUGCUCAGGUUUUAUUUUGCUGAUUGAUAGUAGGAGCAAUAUAUCAAGAGCCACUAGAUGGCGAUAAUUACAAUGAGUUUCUCUGUGUCAUGUAAACAUCCUGGUUCGAUUCUUUUUUCUUUUUUUUUUUUAACCAUCCAAGCCAAUUUCUCUAAUGUUUUCCUUGAUUGUAAAAGCCCAGGAAUCCCAGCAAUAUAACUUUUUUGUCUUGUUGUCUUUGAAAAGGGAUACUGCAUCUGUAAAAGCUUUAUUUUUGUCCCCGUUAGAGUGUUUGCCAUCCACCUUAAUGACUUUACGGUUGAAAAUUUGCCAGCCAGGGUUGAAUUUAACAAUAAUGAUGUCAAGAUGUCAGCUCAAGUGUAUGCAGACGGCUGAGUUUCUAAGUUAGGAAUAUAAGCCAGAGACAAGGCCACAGAGCAUUUAAGCUGCUCUUGGUUUUCAGCAACCUCAUCUCAGUGUUAGUUACUCCUGUAUAUAGGCGUCUGUAAAUGUAAUGUAACCCGUUUUUGUCCUCUCUCUUUAACGUAUCGCACAGCUCUGACAGAGCAUCUGUCACUGAUGACCAGCCGAGGGGUUGAAAAUGAGCAGAAAAAUCUGUAUUACGUCAGUAUUGAAGACUGCAGGAGGGUGUGAGUCAUGAGUAGCACAAGGUGAAUCUAAAACUGUGCUGAUGGGUAAAUUGCUUGAAAGGCUUGUACCUUGUACUGAAAGCAGCUGCUGCCUUUCCUCAAGCCUCCGUCAACCUUCUUCACUCUGUUUACGUACGUGAGAAAUAACCUAGUGUAUUGUAAUGACUGGGUAAUCCGAUCAAGCUGUUAAUAACAUUGUCUUUCUGGCAUAUAUCCUGUGAAGUAUGUUGUAAAGGUUUAAUUUAAUUUUGAUUCUUUUAUUUUUCUUUGUAGCUGGCCUACAUGAUUAUUGAUUAAUUUAUUUUGAAUGAAUGAUAAGGUGUUGCAUCUUUUUAAUUUCAGGCAGCUUUGGAAAUCUCAUGACCUAUGAUUUCUCCUCAAAAGUAUUAUUUAAAGGAAGCACAAUGAAUUGGUAUGGACAGUAUUUGUACGGUAGAACAAAGGCAUUGUUGGGAAUCUGAUGUCAUUUUUAUCUUUGUGACCCCUGCAGGGGGACCAUUCAUCAUUUAGAUUAUCGUUGUGGAUGAAUUACUGAUUUAACAGACUUAAAAUCAAAAAUUAGCGAGUGUUCCUAAAGUUUUUUUUGAUCUCAACGCGAGCUAUAAGGAAUCACUUCUACUACAACCAAAAGUCGGUCAAUGCGCUGUCACAGCAGAGCAAAUGAAACGUUAAGCCUGAAGGCAUUUGUUUUGACGAUUUCUGUAUUUCUGCAGAGAUCCCUUCCUCUCAUUUUUAAUCAGAACACCAGUUACUCACAUUUGAAUUUCUGUGAAAUUGUCUCUAACUGUAGACAUCAUUUUGCCUCAUCCCAUGUAUCAGACAUCCAUUUCUUUGUUUCUCUCAUUUCUGACUCCCUUUCCUGUUGAAUGGCAUUACGAUCAACCAAUCCUGUCAGUUUCCUGUAUUAUCCAGUGUACAGUGCAAUGGGUAUCUGGGAGAAUAAAAUCAGAGCAAACAACUGCAUGGAAUAAAUGAUGCUGAUGUACUGUACCCAACACACUGUGGUCUGUCUCCUCUGUCAUGUUCUUGGUGAUUAAAAAAGUCAUAUAUCUAA
Scatophagus argus is the source of this 6723-nucleotide messenger RNA. RefSeq names its product mitogen-activated protein kinase kinase kinase 13 (gene map3k13). Gene Ontology annotation, biological process: JNK cascade; protein autophosphorylation. Lineage: Eukaryota; Metazoa; Chordata; Actinopteri; Scatophagidae. The record is from RefSeq and is a predicted model, not a curated record. Gene Ontology annotation, molecular function: JUN kinase kinase kinase activity; ATP binding. Bases 336 to 3374 code for a protein of 1012 amino acids. The transcript is spliced from 16 exons.